AUGAAUAAGUCGGCAAAUAUAAUUCGAUUUGAAGACGAUCAGCAAGGGAAACGAGCGGCAUUAUCAGAAUCUAUGCCGAACAUUCUUUAUGUUCAGGAUCGUGGAAACCCUUCUGCAGAUGGACGUAGCCUAAUGGACAAAGAUGAUAUCAGUACUGGAAAUGACGAAAGGGAAAAGAACUGGGAAAUGAAUUUAAGCGAAGAAGUUGAAACCGGUCUUAUCAAUAUGAGUCCAUCAUUUCCACGAAGCAUUGCAUCUGUGGAACAAGAAAUUAUGCCGGAAAGAGAAUUGGAAGAGAUAGACAACACGAAAUCGGAAAAGCAAGAGAAUCUUACACCAAAUGAAUGUCCAAAUUGUGAAGUCAUGCAAUCUAAAUUAUCGGCUGUUGAUGCCAAGGUAAAAGAAUAUGAAAUAAUAUACGUGGAUAAAGUCGGAACAGAGAAAUGUACAGAUGAUAAACAACAAGAAAAUUCAAGCAUUACUGACAUACAUGACAGCACUGAAGAAAUCAAGAAAUGGAAAGCUCAUUGUACAGAAUUGAAAUCGAAGUUGCAAGCUGUACAGACAGAUAUGAUGCAACAGAUGUCUGCUUAUCAAUUGAAGAUAGAUGAGGCUAUUAAUGGACGACAAAUUACACUGGCAAAAUUAGCCAAAGCUCAGGAGAAAGUCAUUUCUCUGGAAGCGGCAUUGAAACAACAGAAAGAAACAAAUAUUGCGCUAUCAAACGCUAUACAGGACAUGGAACUUAAAUCAGUGGAACGACUAGAAAAACAAAAGAGCGAAUUAAUACGUUCAGCAGAGAUGAGCUUGGCAAGAAAGGACCAGUUGUAUCGUGCCACCCAGAAUAAGGUUGUGACACUUGAAGCAAUGCUUAAAACGGCUCAUAAUGAUAAUAAGAAACUACUUCGUAAUCUUGAAUUAGCCGCUGAUAAUCUUAAAAAUAUGCAAUUCGGGGAAAUGACACGAGAAGAGUUUGAUCGCCGAAUGGAGAAAAAAUUGAAUUCGAUUAUGGAGAAGUUCAAGGAUGAAGCGAAAAGUUCAGAUCUUGCAUGGAUGGGAGAAGAAAAUGUACGAUAUGUUUUGGAUGGUUUUGAAACAGUGAUCAAAACCAUUCUCGGGAAAGAACCUCAUCUUGUAGACUUGGCAGAACAGCUUGUAAUUUUCAUGGAAGCAAAGUUUAGAGCAGGCACAAAGUCGGUAGAACCAUCGAACGCUGAUGAGGAAAACAAUUCGGAAGAAAAAGCUUUCAAGGAUUUCAAAGCAGAGGUGAUCGCGGAAAUUGAGUCCACACUGGAAAAUUUCCAUGCUAGAUAUUCGGAAGAAAUUUCUGAAGGUGUUGCUAAAAUCAUGAGCUGUAUGAGUUGUACGGAACAGAAAUUAGAGAGCAGUGUGAUACAGCGCAUUGACAGUUUGGGCGAUUUACUUCUCGUCGUUGACAAUAAACAGAAUGAUAUUCAAGCAACCGAGGAAAGAAUGAAGAGUAGGCUUGAUAAUCUUUCUGAAGCAAUGGAGGGCAUUGGAAAUCGGGUCAGUUACGAGGGCGAGGAGUACGCUGCCGAAAUGACAAAUCUUUGGAGAGAUAGAUAUAAUAUAAAAGCGGCAUUACACUAUGUUGAGCAGAUUGGUGGUGAUCAGAUUAGACUUGAAAACAGAAUGCGAAAUAUUGAAGAGCAGUAUGCUAUGCUUGAACAAGGAAUGCGUAACGGAUCAGAGCGACCACUAGAUUACAUACGGAAUAAUGUGUCAUAUCAACCAGUUAACAUGCAGUAUGGUAUACCUUUUCAACCAGUCAGCAUGCAGUAUGGCAUAGCUCCUCAGUCACUCGAUACGCGCUAUGACCUGACUCCUCCACCAGCUGAAAUGAGAUAUGACAUGCUUCGUCAACCAGUUGACAAGCGUCGUGAUAUGUCGCCUCAACCAGUGGACAUGUACCAUGAUAUGCCUGUUCAAUCAGUAAAUUGCAGCCACACGGUGCCAUCAGGAAGACAUUGUGGUCAGUUAGCUCUCAAACAGGACAAUAAGAACAAAGGCCAACGAAAAAAAACUGCUUAUCAUGGAGAGGUAAAAGAAAUCCUGAAAGACGAAAGUGGAACUGGAACUGGAGCAACUGAACAAGGAACAAUGAGCCCCAAGAAAUUACCUGAACUGAAAUUCCCAAAAUUCUAUCCUUAUUAA
Molecule: messenger RNA, 2175 nt
Organism: Brugia malayi
Lineage: Eukaryota; Metazoa; Nematoda; Chromadorea; Rhabditida; Onchocercidae
Exons: 16
Coding region: 1-2175 (724 amino acids)
Source: RefSeq, a predicted model, not a curated record